This is a messenger RNA of Podospora pseudocomata, 597 nucleotides long. RefSeq lists its product as uncharacterized. The transcript has 2 exons. Bases 1 to 597 code for a protein of 198 amino acids. The record is from RefSeq and is a predicted model, not a curated record. Lineage: Eukaryota; Fungi; Ascomycota; Sordariomycetes; Sordariales; Podosporaceae.
AUGCUUUUCACCACCGCAUCCGCCCUCGCAGCCACCCUGUUUGCGGGUCUGGUGUCUUCCCAGACCCCUGUUGGCUUUACUCCAGCUGUGGAAGCCAAAUUGGAAGUCAUAUACGGCACAAAAGCGACCAUCGAACCCGGAACAAGAUUCACCAAAACAGAGACUGCACGACAACCCACCAUUGGCACCAGCGAUGUCGCGCUGAAUGGCACAUAUGUCUGGCUUCUCAUUGCCCCCAACAGCCCCUCCAACUUCCAAAACCCCUCCUCCGGCCCCCGCCGCACCAACCUCCACGCCCUCAUCACGGGCUUCAAAUUCUCCGGGCAGACUGUCUCUGUUGCCGGCGUCAGCAACCCAAUCUACACCCUGACAUCCUCCUCCACCGGGCCCAUCACCUACGUCGGUCCUUCGCCUCCAGCAGAAAACCCCCCUUACGCCCACAAAUACGUCAGCCUGUUGUACGAGACUCCAGAAGGCUUCACCGUGGCAAGGCAGCAAGUAGGACAGACAUUCGGCUUCAACUUGACCACAUUCGUCGACACUGUUGGGUUGACAGCCGCGCCAGUGAGGGCGAGUUAUAUCAGUGUAGCUGCAUAG